AUGUCCGAUAAGAUCAGCCUACUCCCUUUGGAGCUCAUCCUUCACAUACUCUCCUAUCUUCCCUUCGAGUCAUUGCUUGCCUUUGGCGAGACGUCUCGCGCCAACUAUGAGUCCCAUACUCUCUGCCUCAAACGCUUACGGCUAGGGGUCUUUGAAAAGCGCAUUCAUUCCGUGAUAGCCUUGCUCCAGGCUGGCUGGACCACGCCGGAUCAGAUGGCUCAGAUCUCUGGUCUCGACAAACUAAAAAGCGACUAUACCAUAUCGAUUAUCCAACCUGCAUUGAAUCCUCUAGUUAGCGACGUAACCGGCAAACAUCUACCAAAAAUCAAAGACUUGAAAAGACGGGGCCCUGUGAUACUGGAAAAAUCCCGGACACUGGAGCAGAUGACACGGGAGCAGAACAAGAUCUUUGCCCAAGUAGUGAAUCGAUACGGCCGAGGACUAAGAGAGCUAGAGUUCAUGGCAUAUGAUCUUGACAGUGAGGGCGCCAUGGCCCUAGCAGCUGGAUGCCAGAAUAUCCUGCAUCAUCUAGCGUUGCGCUUCGAACAUCCACAUAUUCGAGAAGGUCCGAUCAGGCCGACAACUUGGCUGAACCCUGCGCCAGGGAGCACGGCGUGGAAUCUCCUGAUCGGAAUAGGACGGUAUCGGCAACUCGGGCUUUGCGGCUUGCAGACCCUGAUCCUGGAGCGGGCGGGCAUUACUCCGUGGCAGUUGACGAUGCUGGUGAAGAAGAAUCCAAAAUUAACUGUCCUCAAAUUGAGGACAUGUCGCGGUGCUCAGCCCGAGUUUCUGAACUGGCUGGGCGGCACUGCGCAGGACCCAGAUGAACCAAGAACAGCGGGAAAUGGCUUAGCUCCUGGUCAUAAGCUGAAAGUACUCUGGUUGGAAAAUUGCCAUGCAUUGUUACCACAUCCUGUUGAAGAUCAUCUAAAGCUACCUGACCAAGUUUGCGACUUUGGUCUGGAAUGGGUCAGAGGUCUGACAAGCCUAGAAUCUCUCUCUUUCUGCGAGAGUUCGAGUAUUUCACCUGAAUACGUUGACCGGGCAAACAAGAUUCUUUGGAAGAUACCAGAGGUCAUCCCACCAUAUUCUUGCCAUGGGGAUAAGGCUCCUAUUGAAGUUGACCCGGGUCUUCUAUAG
Messenger RNA from Aspergillus ibericus CBS 121593, 1140 nucleotides. Its product is annotated as F-box protein. NCBI's taxonomy places the organism in Eukaryota, Fungi, Ascomycota, Eurotiomycetes, Eurotiales, Aspergillaceae. The coding region runs from base 1 to 1140 and encodes 379 amino acids. Gene Ontology annotation, molecular function: protein binding. The record is from RefSeq and is a predicted model, not a curated record. The transcript is spliced from 2 exons.